Molecule: messenger RNA, 1014 nt
Organism: Guillardia theta CCMP2712
Lineage: Eukaryota; Cryptophyceae; Pyrenomonadales; Geminigeraceae
Exons: 4
Coding region: 1-1014 (337 amino acids)
Source: RefSeq, a predicted model, not a curated record
AUGCCCAACUCAUCCUCUAUCCACGCACUCCAAGGCCCUCUCGAUGCAAGUCUCUUCUCCGACAGCAUCGCAUGUCUGGGCCUGCAAGCCCCCUGGGACUUCUACAUCGUUUCGUCUGCGACGGCCUUGUUGCUCCUUGGCUGCUGGGCAGGUGCGAAGGUGCUGGACAUGGCGCUGACCAAGAGUUCAUCCAAGUAUGCAAGCAUGAGCUCUAGAACAAAGAAGAACAUAUGCAUCUACAUCCUGGAAGUUGUGAUAACCACACCGGCAUUCUUGUACUGUGUCGCCCUGGUACCCGAGAGCUUGGACAUGAGCUCGAUCGGGACUGAGGAUACAGUCGUGGAGCAGUACAAAGCGGCUGGUACGAUGGGAAGCUUGGUGGUACAUUUAUACAUCUUUGAGAUGCUGUACAAGGAUCGGAUAGACUGGAUGCUGCUGACACAUCACCUCAUGACUAUCUUGGUUGGGGUUGUCUUGUGGAACGCUCUGUACUACACCCUUGACCUGCGCAUUGUACCAUACUUUGCUACAAGCCUUCUCUUCGCCGCCGUGACAGAGCAACCCACUUUCAUCGCACUUCUCCUGUAUCGCUUCAGCGAGUCUCGAGUCGUCCGACGUAUGCUUCAGUUCGCAGCCAUCUGGUCCUGCAUCACAAAGGUGUAUGCGUUUUGCCUGACAUGGGCCGUGUAUCACCGAGGAUUGCUGUAUCCCACGAAGAAGAUCAUCAGUAUCAGAGGGAGCUUCGACUGGGAGCUGUUCUUCAAGGUUUACAUCCCCAUUGCGAGCAUUCUGCUUGUGGUGCUUCAGCUCAAGGCGAACUACACCCUGUAUCUCAUCAGCCUGAAGCACGCAUCGAAGAGCGACGAUAGUCAGCUGCAGGUAGAUCGAGACACCGUGGCAAAGAAGGGGCUCAAGGGUGACUGCGAAGCUCAACACCUGGUCGAUGUUGUACUUCUUGAUGGUACCAGAUCGUCUUUGUCGUCAGCCUCCACGGCAAGCAUGCUGCCCUACUAA